Messenger RNA from Belonocnema kinseyi, 1861 nucleotides. RefSeq names its product dopamine D2-like receptor (gene Dop2R). Gene Ontology annotation, molecular function: G protein-coupled receptor activity; dopamine neurotransmitter receptor activity, coupled via Gi/Go. Gene Ontology annotation, biological process: adenylate cyclase-activating adrenergic receptor signaling pathway. Gene Ontology annotation, cellular component: membrane. The transcript has 7 exons. Lineage: Eukaryota; Metazoa; Arthropoda; Insecta; Hymenoptera; Cynipidae. Bases 1 to 1482 code for a protein of 493 amino acids. The record is from RefSeq and is a predicted model, not a curated record.
AUGGCUUUAUGGAGGGCUGCUUCACCAACCACUCUGCCUGCAACCCCCGUUAGUGCCUUCACGAUGCGCUCCACGGCCUGUAAAUAUCACGGCAGGUCACUGAUGGAACGUUCGAAUAAAAUUUGUUUCUGUUUACAGGUAAAUAAUGGAGCGUGGAGUCUUCCUGGGUUUGUAUGUGACUUUUACAUAGCGAUGGAUGUAAUGUGCAGUACGAGUUCGAUCUUCAAUUUGGUAGCGAUAUCAGUAGACAGAUACAUAGCGGUGACCCGGCCGAUAAAGUACGCCAAACACAAGAACAAUAGAAGAGUGUGGUUGACGAUACUGUUGGUUUGGGCGAUAUCAGCGGCGAUCGGGAGUCCGAUUGUUCUCGGCUUAAAUAAUACACCAGAUAGGACGCCGGAUCUCUGCAUGUUCUACAAUACGGACUUCAUUAUGUACUCAAGCCUAUCCAGCUUUUUGAUUCCGUGCAUCAUAAUGAUCUUCUUGUAUUAUAGUAUUUUCAAGGCACUACGAAAUAGAGUGAGGAAGCAGAGGGCCAAUAGAAAGUCAAAUACAAUGGACACAAAAUCGGGAAGUAUAAUUGAGAACAUUCCUCAUACUAGAAGUGGGUAUUCUGUGGCAAGGUUCGCCGAAACUGCACUGGGGGCAGCAGCCCUGGUGGCGCCGGGAAUAGAAGAGCCAACGAACACGGCAUCUGGGAGUAACGAGGAUGAGGACGAUACGCCGCUAGAUCCUGUGGUGGUCAUCUCGAACGAAAAAAGCACCGAGUACUUUCUAGCAACUGUCGUGGAGGAAGCAGCUUGUCGGUUCAGUGUAGUAGCUCAGGCCCAGCUAAAUUCGGCGUCAACAGUGACAGUAAGGAAGGAUUCAAGCUACGAUGGAGCGACGAGUAGUGCGUUACUUCACGAAGCGAUAGAGAUGAACUCGAGUCCAAGUCCUAAUCCUAGGGGUACUUCCGGACCAUCCUCAUCAACUUCAUCAUCCCCACCUCCACGUGGCACAGCUUGUUCCAAUUCCCAGUUGAAGCGAAAUGGAAACAGCACAUUUAAGCAAGAUGUGAAGAGGUUCAAGACUGCAGGAUCUCUCUUCCCCUUCCAACUGGGAAGGUCAUCCAGCUUUCUGACAGGAACUUCAUGUAAGAAGGACCACAAGAUGGCCUCCUCUGGGUCAAGGUUCACGAUAUACAAAGCCAAUAAGGCUAGCAAGAAAAAAAGGGAAAAGAGUUCGGCAAAGAGGGAACGAAAAGCGACCAAGACUUUAGCUAUUGUAUUGGGUGUCUUUCUCAUUUGCUGGGUGCCCUUUUUCACCUGCAACCUAAUGGAUGCCCUCUGUACGAAAUUUAAGGAAAAUUGCCAGCCUGGUGUCACAGCUUUUAUUCUCACCUCGUGGCUUGGUUAUAUGAAUAGUUUCGUCAAUCCCGUGAUCUACACCGUGUUCAAUCCCGAAUUCCGGAAAGCCUUCCGUAAGCUGGUUCGACUUUAGUUAUUUAAAUUUAAUUGCUCACAAACACACGGAAAUUCGCGAAUUAUUCCAUACAUGAUUCAAGAAAAACAAAGCUUUUAAUUUCCGAAAAUCUUUAUUGCUCUCACAGCAAUAGCUAUUUCUCCCUUUUCCUAAAAAAUUAACCAAUCAAAACACAUCUGCGUACAUACUUCAAAAUAUAGAAAACUGCGAAUCUAAAUUUUCAUGACCAAAUUACCUUUUCUAAUUUCACUAAAACGUCUUCGAAAUUUGCAAUCCUCUAAUCAAGAAGUGUACAUUUUUGAGUAAAUUUGGUCCAUUUCGAAAAUAACUUGAUAGUAAACUUAGCUGAAAUACGAGCUUUUUAUCGAUUAGAAAUUAAAAUGUGUCAAGAAUAAUA